AUGCCUAAAAGGUACGUAAUUGUUAUGCGACUAAUGAAUUUAUUUAUCUUUAUAAUCCUGAAAUAUUUAUCAUCUCUAUUUUAAAGUUGAUCUACCUUUUAUUCUUUUUUUGCUGGUUUUCUGAAUCAACUUUUCUUUCUCUUUCAAAACACUCUUUGCGAAAUAUUUUUGAAAUAAUAGUUUUUUUCAAAUAUUUUCGUUUCCUCCAAUAAUGUAUUUGUUUUUCAGAAGUAUGUCACAUCGUAGUAUGGUGGAUGCAAGAUACGAUAAUAGUUCAAUUGGAAUAUCAAGUGAAUUAUCAUCUCGACCAUCUUGUUCUCGUCGAUCUUCUUCAAUAAACAAUGAAUGUAUGACUUCUGUUGCACCAGUAGUACUUACUCAACGAUGGACUGUUAGUAAUUUUGAUAGUUUGCUUAAACUCAGUCAACCUGGUAAUUGUCUUCGAAGCACUGUUUUCCGAGAUGAAGCAAUUCCCGAUGCUUGUUGGCAAUUAUGUCUUUAUCCGGGUGGAAAACGUGAAGAAAAUGCGAAUAAUGUAUCACUUUUCCUGAAAAUGUCAGCAACUUCUCCAACUAAAGAAGUUGUACUUAAAGCCGAAUAUCGUUUUUAUUUCCUAGACGACAAAGAGGAAUCGAAAUUCAGUAAUGUGAAUAUUGGAGAGUUUCAUGCGAAACCACCAAAAGGUGGACAUUCUUGGGGACUUCGAAAUAUUCCAAUUCAGAAAGUACAAAAUAGUAUUCGAGCAGACAGAUCAUUGGUUAUUUCAUGUACAAUCGAAUUAAUGCCUGAUGUUUCAAAAGUUCCAUGUAAAAAAGUUCCACUUUUACCAACAGUUAAAAUGCCAACAACAAGUAUUCCAACAACUUUUGUUGAAUCAGGUUAGAUUUUUCAUUUCUAAAACACCAUUGAAAAGUCAAUUUGAAAUUUAUUUGCAGAACUUCGUAUGUUAGAAUCUGGAGAUGGAUCAGAUAUGCAAAUUACAGCCGGAAUUGAUUCACAGCAUAUGGAAACUUUCAAAGUUCAUAGUUAUAAACUCAAAGCACAUUCUGAUGUUUUUCGAACUAUGUUACAAUACGAAACAAUGAUUGAAAGCACAGAACAAAUGAUUCGAAUCACUGAUUUUCAACCAAUGGCUGUAAAAGCUAUGCUACAAUUUUUAUAUGCUGGUGUUAUAAAAGUUGAAUUGGAUGUUGAUGUGAGUUAAAUCGGAAGUAUAAACUGAAGCUUCAAAAUAUUUAUUUAUUUUCAGGAAGCUGUUGAUGUAAUGCAAAUUGCUGACAAAUAUCAAGUUUUUGCACUCAAAAAAACUUGUGAACAAUAUUUAUUAGACAGGUAAUGUGUUUAUUAGUUGCAUUCAAUUAAUAAUAAUCAUUAUUCUAGAUUGGUUGUUAACAAUGUGUUAGAUUGUAUUACACAUGCCGAUUCUUUUCAAUCUGAGGUAUUAUUGGAUGCUUGUACUGAUUUUGUAAGUUUUUGUCUACAACAAUGUUAAAAUAACAUUAAUCUGUUUUGAGAAAUUCAACAAAAAAUUAUUAUCUGAUUUAUUUUUAAACGUGAACUCACGUUUGUUUUUCUAUAUAACUAGAAGGGCUUCGCUGGCUAACGCCAUCUACAGUAGUUUGACUUACUUUUUCUGAUUAAUUUUCCGGUUAGGGAAAGAGAAAAAUUGAGAAAUGCCCAAAAAUUGUUGACUUUUUCAGAGAAUAGAACGAUCAGAUAAGAAACGUGUCCUUUAAUUUUUUUGGAAUAAAAACGUGAUCAUUCUUUUUUACAUGAAAAAAGUUUUGAUUUUUCACGUGAAAACUCGCGCAUUUUUUGAAAAAUCGAAUAUUAGCGCAUCGACGGGAAAGAAUUUUGGAUCGAAUGGUGAAGGUCCCAUCAAAAAUGGUCUUCUGGAAAUUGAGAAAAGUCGAGCGACACAUUUUAAAAUCGAAAAAUACAUUGGAGUUUUCAAACUUUUCACUCUCCGCGCACUCACAGACAUUUUCAGGGAGAAUUUUUGAAACGCGCAUCAUUGUGCCACCAUUUAGAAACUUUUUCUUUUUUUGAUCAUCAAUUUUUAUGCGCACAGUUUUGAGAACGGACCGCGGACAGACUCUUGCCAAAAAAAUUUUCCCAAUUAGUAUUUCUAUAUAAUUUUUUUUAAUUUUCAAAAAUAUUUUUGCAGAUCGUUCAUAAUCGAGCAAAAGUGAUGAAUUUGGCAGCUUGGAAACCAUUUUUACGUUCAAAUCCAUCACUUGGAAAUGAAGUAAUGGAAAGAAUGGUUAAUGUAAGCGAUAUAUCACCACCAAUGAAAAAAUCGAGAAUUUGAAGUGUUUCAUUCGAUAUCGACAAUUUAUCCUAUUCUAACUGUGAUGAUUUAAAUCUUGUUUUUCUCUGUUGGGUAAAUUUUAAGCUCCCUAAAAUUUUAUUUGUCGACUAUAUUUUUUAUAGUUGUUUUUUUUAUUAUCCAUUUUUUUUCGUCUUAUUUCUGCCUCUUAAAAAAUCUUUGUAAUUAUGUUCAAUUAAGAAAAUCUGGCAAUUUACAUUUCGUUAGAAAUGUGUAUAUGUCACCUAGAAUAUUUAAUUUCAAACCAAAAAUAUGUCUUCUCCUGUCGUUUCCACAAUAUCUUCAUUGUGAAAUAAAAUGACUAUUUUUGUUGAAACUGUUUUUUUUUCAAAAACGAUGUUUUGUAUUUUUUCAAUAAUUAAUUAUCUCUAAAAAAUAUUAUUGGAUUAACACAAAUAAAAUUAAGAUGGGUCGAAUGAAUGUGACAAUGAUGCGAUAUCUCGAAGGAGAUCAUUUUCGAGUUUUGAUUGCCGUAGAAAUGGGUAUGAAAAAUCACGAAGUUGUUCCACUUCCUCUUAUUUCUGCAAUUGCUGGAAUUCAUCGAGGAGCUGUUUCGAGAACACUUUCAGAUUUAUGCAAACACAGUUUAUGCGCAUUUGAAAGAAGUAAAAAAUGUAGGUUUAAAAAAAAACUAAAAAUGUUUUUGAUCAUAAAAAAUUGAAACGUGAGAUAUAAACAACGUGGAGGUUUCUUUUUCAUUUUUUAAUUUUUUAAAAAAGUUCAAAUAUAUUUUCAGUCGAUGGUUAUCGUUUGACAAUCCGUGGAUAUGAUUAUCUUGCUCUUCGAGCUCUUUGUUCUCGCGAAGUUGUUGGAAGUGUUGGAAAUCAAAUUGGAAUUGGAAAAGAAUCAGAUGUUUAUGUUGGAGGAGAUCCAGAACUCAAUGAUCUUUGUCUUAAAUUCCAUCGACUUGGUCGAACUUCAUUCAGAAAAGUCAAAGAAAAACGAGACUAUCAUAAUAAGCGAAAAAGUGCAUCAUGGCUUUAUUUGAGUAGAUUGGCUGCUGCAAAAGAAUUUGCAUUUUUGAAAGCAUUACAAGAUCGAGGAUUUCCAGUUCCAAAUGCUGUUGAUGUUUGUCGACAUGUUGUUGUUAUGCAAUUGGUUAUUGGAAAAACACUUUGUCAUGUUAAUGAAGUUCAAGAUUCGGCUGCACUUUAUGAUAGGUUCGAACAUUUCAUUUGAAUUUUAAAAAUUUAAUUUGAAAUUUCAGAUUGAUGGCAUUAAUUAUGAAAUUAGCAAGACAUGGUGUGAUUCAUGGUGAUUUCAAUGAAUUCAAUUUAAUUUUAUUGGAAGAUGAACGAGUUGUUAUGAUUGAUUUUCCACAAAUGGUCUCAAUUGAUCAUCCAAAUGCACAAUUUUAUUUCGAUCGAGAUGUUGAAUGUGUUAAAACAUUUUUCAAGUGAGUAAUUUUAAAAUAUUCGAAAACAAUAUUUCAAAAAUCGAUUUUCAGACGUCGAUUUAAUUAUGAAAGUGAAGAUUGGCCUAAAUUUGAUGAAAUCGAAAGAAAAGGAAAUAUGGAUGUUCUUCUCGCUGCUUCUGGUUUUACAAAGAAAAUGGCGCUUGAUUUAAACAAAGCAUAUGAUGAAGGAGACUUUUUGGCACACAAUGAAGUUGAAAAACAAGGAGAAUCUGGAAAUGAGGAUGAAGAAGAAGAAAAUGAAGGAGAAGAAGGUGAAAAGGGAGAGGAAGAAGAUGAUAAUUCUGAUUCUGAUGAUUCAAUGGAUCCAAUUGAAGAAGAAGAUGAAGACGUAGAAGAAAAAGAAGAGGAAAAGAAAGUUGCAAAACAUCAGAAAAUUGUUUUGACUCAAAGUACUCGAUUCAAUGAUUGGUUGGCUGAUGCAACAACACAAUUAGAAGAUAUUGAUAUAAAUAGUUUGAAAAAAGAAGAUGGAUAUAAUGAGGCUGAAUUACCUGAAAAACUAAUUCAUCCUGAAACUGUCAUUCAAAAACAAAAUGAAUCGGAAGAGGAUGAUGAAGAAGAAGAGGAACAUUAUGCAGUUGAAGAACAACCACCAAAAAUUGUGAAGAAAAAGAAGAAAGUUACAGUUGGAGCUGCUAGUAUUGCUACAAGUUGUGCUACUUUUACAUCAGAGGAAAUUAAGAAAAAAUUGGCGUUGGACAAGAAAAGAAAUAAGGAAAAGGUGGGAUUUUUUGGGAAUUUAAAAGGAAGCUUUAUGAAUUGGAAAAAGUUGUUUUUAUAGCUAUUAAAAAUAGCGUUUAGUUUAUUUAUUUUCUAUUUUAUUUAUUUAAUACGCUGUCUCAAUUUCUUCAGCUUUAUAAAAUUUUGCAAGAUUUUUUAAAGUUUCCCAAAAUUUUCAAUGAAACGAUAGUUUCAAUUGUAAUUCAAAAAAAAAAGAUUCAGCUCCAAAAAGCUUCCAUUCUAUUUCUAUAAUGAAUUUGAAAUAUUUCUGUGACGAGUUGAAAAAUAAAUUCACAUUGUUUCGUUUCUAUUUUUCCUAGUAUCUACGAUUUGAAUUUUGCUAUCCGGUAGAUUUUUAUUUAAAAGUGCACUUUUGACAAUUCAACAAUUAAAAAAUAAUCAUCGCAACAUUUUUUUGAUAUUUUAAUUGCAAUAAAUUUCGGAAAAAAUUCAUAGUUAGUUUUGGAUAUAAUCGGCCUUGAUGAUCAUUUAAUUGGUUGAACAUUUCAUUCGACGUUUCAUUUUUCAAUUCUGUUUCCAUUUUUCUCUCUGCAAAAAUUAAAUUGAAAUUACAUAUUUUUAAAAUCUUUUCUGAUUUGAUAUUUCGAGUGUGUUUUAACCGGUCAAAGUAGCAAAUAAUCACGUUAUAAUGAUCGCCAAUAUUAAUUGACAGCUCUUUUGAGUAAAAUUGUUUUUUUGCAAUUUCACUUUUUAAUUUGAAAAAAAACCGAGCAAAAAAUGUUGUGAUUGAUAAGAAAAGGCAACAAUUUCAUAUAGAUAACAAUGACCUUUUAAUGAUUAAAAAAGUUACUUUUGAAUUUUUGAAUAUAAAUUUAUUUCUUUUUAAUACAUGUUUAAUCCUUUCAGAUCCGAUUAAAAGUAAAAGGAAAACAAAGUGCAACAAAUCGAAAUAGAAAAGAUAAUAAGGAUGUAAUUGCAGAAUAUGCUGGUUGGAUUUAG
Messenger RNA from Caenorhabditis angaria, 5426 nucleotides. NCBI's taxonomy places the organism in Eukaryota, Metazoa, Nematoda, Chromadorea, Rhabditida, Rhabditidae. The record is from the annotation of a GenBank genome assembly.